AUGGACCCAUUCGAGUACAAUGCAAACCCAGGGCGUGUCGUCUUUGGACCUGGUCGCAUAAACAGCCUUCCAGAUGAGAUAAGACGUCUGGGUCUCAAAUCGCCUCUGCUCCUGUCGACACCGCAGCAAGUCAGCCAAGUUGAAGAUUUAGCCAAAAUCCUGACAUCUGCUUCCAUCGAGCCCGCCGGCAUUUACUCAAAUGCCACCAUGCAUACUCCCUCACACAUAACCGACGAAGCGCUGGCGUUUGUCCAUUCCAAAUCCGCAGAUGUGGUCGUCUCAAUAGGUGGAGGCUCAACUACUGGUCUGGGGAAAGCAAUAUCUAUCAGAACAGGCCUUCCACACAUUUGCAUUCCCACUACAUACGCUGGAAGUGAGAUGACACCUAUCCUGGGAGAAACACAAGAUGGCCGCAAGACAACCAGAACAGACCCCAAAAUCCUUCCAGGAGUCGUAAUCUACGACGUUGAUUUGACCAUGACUCUCCCGAGUUCUCUUAGCGCGACCUCAGGCGUCAACGCGAUUGCCCACGCCGUUGAGGCGCUCUAUGCAAAAAACAAGAAUCCCAUUAUCUCUCUCCUUGCACUCGAGGGCACAAAAUCCCUCGCCGAGUCUCUGCCCGAGAUCAUUCAGAACCCUUCCUCCCAAUCGGCACGCGAGAAGGCACAAUACGGAGCCUGGUUAUGUGGGGUGUGCCUAGGCAGUUCCUCUAUGGCCUUACACCACAAACUCUGCCACACCCUGGGAGGGAGCUUCAACCUCCCUCACGCCGAAACACAUACUAUUGUCCUACCUCAUGCACUAUCAUACAACGCCCCUGCCAUCCCUGAUGCAAUGGCGAAGUUGGCCUCUGCCCUACCUGAAAGUGACGGGGAUGCGACCAAAGGUCUGAACAUAUUGCUGGGGAAGCUGAAGGUGAAGAGAGCACUGAAAGAUUAUGGGAUGAAAGAAGAAGACAUCGAUAAAGCCGCAGAGAUCGCCGUGAGCAAUCAGUAUCCAAAUCCCAGGAAGGUCGAGAAGGAACCUAUCAGGGAGCUGAUCAGGAGAGCCUGGGCUGGUGAGGAUGCAAGGGCAGAUUUAUAA
Exophiala aquamarina CBS 119918 is the source of this 1083-nucleotide messenger RNA. RefSeq lists its product as uncharacterized. Gene Ontology annotation, cellular component: mitochondrion. The record is from RefSeq and is a predicted model, not a curated record. The transcript has a single exon. Gene Ontology annotation, biological process: protein histidyl modification to diphthamide. Lineage: Eukaryota; Fungi; Ascomycota; Eurotiomycetes; Chaetothyriales; Herpotrichiellaceae. Gene Ontology annotation, molecular function: metal ion binding; maleylacetate reductase activity; alcohol dehydrogenase (NAD+) activity. The coding region runs from base 1 to 1083 and encodes 360 amino acids.